GGCCCAUCUGCGUAGUUGUCAUGGAUUAGCACUUUCUCAGGGACAUCUCUUGUCUUCCUGCACCAGGGUAUAUAUUGACAGUGAUAACUUAGCUGAGCAGUCGCCUCUAAUCUCUUCAAGAGUUCAACAUGGCUGUCUCCAAGAGCGUGAUUGUGUUUCUGGCCCUCGUGGCAGUAGCUGCCGCUGCAGAGAAUAGCCGUGUCAAGAAGCAAGUUAUCUUAGGAGCGUAUCCUUAUGCCGCUGCCGUGGGAGCCGCUGUCGUGCCCCCUGCCCCCCGCACCGGUGAGGACGAUGGUUCCUGGGCUCCCAACAAGUACGACCCCGUCGUAGUGCCCGUUGCUGCUCCCAUCGCUCCCAUCGCCCCUGUAGUCCCCCACCCUUACGCCGCCGCUCUCCCCGUCCCCCUCGCCUACUCCCCCUACGCCUACGGCUACCCCUUGGUUGAUGACGGCAGCUACUGGCAGGGUAAAUACGGCCCUGAGAACAUCCAGGCUCUGGAUUAACUUGCAACAUCGGCGCACUGAUAACUUUGUGAUUUGUUUGUGAUUAUGUAAAUACAUUUGUUAUUAGUA
Messenger RNA from Homalodisca vitripennis (glassy-winged sharpshooter), 572 nucleotides. RefSeq lists its product as uncharacterized. The coding region runs from base 129 to 503 and encodes 124 amino acids. NCBI's taxonomy places the organism in Eukaryota, Metazoa, Arthropoda, Insecta, Hemiptera, Cicadellidae. The record is from RefSeq and is a predicted model, not a curated record. The transcript is spliced from 3 exons.